AUGGACGUAUUCCAUGCCGUCCUCAGUGUCCGUCAGGCUCCUGAUACCAAUCCCAACCACGACCAGAAUGUUGCCUCCAGCAGAAAUAGCUCACCUUCCCUUUCCGGCCUGAUCUCAACAUUGGUGCCAACUCUUGUCAUCGCCGUCGUCUAUUUUGCCAUCUUCCUGCUCCUGAGAACUCGAUUUCCGCGACAGUAUGCGCCGAGGACAUACCUGGGCGCUCUCCGUCCGCAAGAGCGCACCCCCGCUCCCCCAAACAGCUUGUUUGGCUGGAUAUCGUUCAUGAGAAAACUGCCCGAUGAGUAUGUUCUUCAACACAACUCCCUCGAUGGCUACUUUCUGCUGCGCUACCUCAAAAUGUCGAUUGUUAUCUGUCUGGUCGGCUGCCUCGUCACAUGGCCAGUCUUGUUCCCCAUCAAUGCCACUGGAGGAGGGCAUCAAGACCAACUCAAUAUCCUCAGUUUCAGCAACGUCGUGGAUAAGAACCGUUAUCUAGCGCACACCUUCAUCGCAUGGAUCUUCAUUGGCUUUAUCUUCUUCUUGGUCACCAGGGAGAUGAUUUACUACAUCAACUUGCGGCAGGCCUACCUCCUGUCUCCCCUGUACGCUUCCAGGAUGUCUUCGCGCACUGUGCUGUUCCAGGCUGUUCCCAAUGAAUACGCCAACGAAACCAAGAUUCGUCGCAUGUUUGGCGAGGAACUGAAGAACGUCUGGGUCGUUUCAGACGCGAAGAGCCUGAAGGAAAUGGUGGAAGAACGCCACAAGAUUUGCAUCAAACUCGAGACCGCCGAGACCAAACUGAUCAAAUUGGCCAACGAUGCACGUUUGCAAUCCAUCAAAGGGAAAAAUCCCCCUCCUGAGCUACCCACGGCCAGCUACGACGAAGAUGAAUACGCAGCUGAGUCUGGCGCCGCUGCUGCCCGAUGGGUCCGACCAAAGGACAGACCGACACACCGCUUGAAGUUUUUAGUCGGCAAGAAAGUUGACACCAUCAAUUGGUGCCGUGAGGAGAUUGCAAGGCUGAACCCACUCAUCGAGGCGGAACAGGACAAAUACCGUGCGGGCGAGGCGGUACCCAAGAACGCUGUCUUCGUGGAGUUCUGGAACCAGACUCAAGCGCAGAGUGCCUUUCAAAUGGUUACCCACCAUCAGCCUUUGCACAUGUCUCCCCGUGUGGUCGGCCUCAGCCCAGAAGAAGUUGUCUGGUCGAAUCUCGGCAUAACAUGGAAAACGCUUACCAUCCGCCAGCUCGUUUCGCUGGGGUUCAUCGUCGCCUUGAUUAUUUUCUGGUCCAUCCCCGUCGCCGUUGUUGGUUCCAUUUCGCAGAUUUCCUAUUUGACUGAGGUAGUCCACUUCCUCCGAUUCAUCAACAAAUGCCCCAAGAUCAUCCUGGGUGUCAUUACAAAUCUUCUGCCCGUUGUGAUGCUUUCUGUCCUCAUGUCGCUUGUUCCAGUGAUUAUGAGGUUCAUGGGCAAAGUUGCUGGCAUGCCCACGCUGUCACUGAUUGAACUCCGUUGCCACGAAUCAUACUUUUGGUUCCAGCUAAUCCAGGUGUUCCUGGUGACCACAAUGACCAGCGCAGCAAGUGCAGCAGUACCGCAAAUCAUCAAACAGCCAGGAUCGAUUACCACCUUAUUGGCUCAGAACCUCCCGUUGGCCUCCAACUUCUACAUCUCAUACUUCAUCCUUCAAGGUCUCGUAUUCUCUUCGGGUCAACUCCUCAAUAUCGUAGGACUGGUGCUAUACAACACCCUGUCAAAGAUCCUCGACAAAACCCCCCGAAAGAUGUACAAUCGCUGGUCAAGCCUUUCAUCUGUCGGCUGGGGCAGUGUUUUCCCCGUUGUUGAAUUGAUGACCGUGAUAUCGAUAGCAUACGCCCCAAUUGCACCUCUCAUGCUUGGAUUCGCGGCCAUUGGCCAGGGUCUUUUCUAUUUUGCGUACCGGUACAGUCUCCUUUUUGUGGACAGCUCAGUCAUCGACACCAAAGGCCUUGUCUACGCCAAAGCCCUGCAGCAUACCUUGGUCGGAUGUUACUUGGCGGUCAUCUGUCUGAUCGGCCUCUUUGGUAUUCGGGCGGCCCCUGCACCUCUGGUACUGAUGGUUGUAUUCUUGAUCCUCAUGGUGCUUUACCACAUGUCCAUGAAUGCAGCUGUCCGUCCACUUCUGCAUUAUCUCCCACGUUCACUUGAAGCCGAGGAGGCCGCCCUCCUGCACAGCGAAUCAGCUCUAAUGACUGGACCGGAGGGCGGCCCGUCGCGUCCAAGUAUGCAUGAAAAAAAUCAGGUGGACGAGCUGCGAGUAGCGAAAGAAAAAAUGCCCCCGGGAGGCAAUAAACACACAUCCAUGAUCAAACGAUUCUUCCGCCCCGACAUCUACGCCAGUUACGCGAUUCUGCGCAAGCUUGUUCCUCAAGAGUUCGCCGAGAUCAGAUAUUCCCCGGAAAUUGAGCGAGAUGCAUACCAGGAUCCUGCCUGCAAUGCAGUUGCACCUCUGUUGUGGGUGCCUCGUGAUCCCAUGGGAGUGUCGAGGCAGGAGUGCCUUCACACAAAUAAGGUCACACCAAUGACAGAUGAAGGGGCCAGUUUCGACGAAAAGACCGGGAGAAUCAUUUGGAAUGAGGAAGAGACUGGCGGACAGCCACCGAUAUUCGAAGAGAAGAUUUAUUAUUGA
Messenger RNA from Fonsecaea nubica, 2670 nucleotides. RefSeq lists its product as hypothetical. Gene Ontology annotation, molecular function: calcium-activated cation channel activity. The coding region runs from base 1 to 2670 and encodes 889 amino acids. Gene Ontology annotation, cellular component: plasma membrane. The record is from RefSeq and is a predicted model, not a curated record. Lineage: Eukaryota; Fungi; Ascomycota; Eurotiomycetes; Chaetothyriales; Herpotrichiellaceae. The transcript is spliced from 5 exons.